Messenger RNA from Tilletiaria anomala UBC 951, 2904 nucleotides. RefSeq lists its product as uncharacterized. Gene Ontology annotation, biological process: interstrand cross-link repair; double-strand break repair via nonhomologous end joining; protection from non-homologous end joining at telomere. The record is from RefSeq and is a predicted model, not a curated record. Gene Ontology annotation, molecular function: 5'-3' DNA exonuclease activity; damaged DNA binding. The transcript has 2 exons. NCBI's taxonomy places the organism in Eukaryota, Fungi, Basidiomycota, Exobasidiomycetes, Georgefischeriales, Tilletiariaceae. Bases 132 to 2831 code for a protein of 899 amino acids.
GAGCCAUCUGCCCCAUCGCGGACCGCAGUCGGGCUGCCCUUUUCCGAUUGCAGAAGAACCCGUGCCGGUGUUGCGGCGGAUAUCAGAGAGCAUGCUUACACAGUCUCCUGGCCCGCUCUCUGGCGGCGAGCAUGAUGGCUAACACCAACCCUGCCGCCUCGUCGUCGACCUCCCCCUACCCUGCACCGUCCGCCUCCGCCCCUUCUCCCGUCGAGGACACGCCCAACACGGCCAAGAGGAGGCGGGUUUCGAAAGAAAUUAUCGUGUCUGCUGCCCCUAGUUCCAAGUCUGGGCUCACGGAGUUCACUCGGGCAAGGCAUCAGCCUUCCAUCUUUAAUUUCUUUGGGAGCGCAGCCCAGCAUGGACGCUCGCCGUCCCCUACCAACCCCAGCCGUACGCAACAUGCUCCUCCAUCCAAGUCGCAGGAGGAGCUCGACGUGGAGGCUGCGAUUUCAGCUAGUAUCAAAGAUCACGAAGCAUGGCUCGCUGCGAACAUGGCAGCUGCUGGGGUGCAAGGCGAUGCCUCUGGCACCUCCGAAUCGAGCAAUGUUCGCAAGAGGUCCGCCUCUCCCCCAUUACCGCGUCUCUCAUUGAAAGACGUUACCGCUGAAGACUGUACAUCAGUAUACAAUAUCAAGCGCAAUGUCAGCACUACAGGGCAACUCUGCCGAGCCUUGGGAGAUGCACCAGACCUGGUCGAGUCCAAGUUACCGGCGACACGCUCGCAAACAGGUCAAGAGGUAGCGGCUGAAGCUCAUCCCAAAAUUCUGAACCGGUCCAUCACAGCCGCAUUUCAGCAGACGCUGUCAGCGCCAAAAGAAACACUGAAAGUUGCUUCAUUGGGGUGCAAGGCCAAAGCGAUAUCUACGGUGGACAAAGCCGGUGACGCGUUCUCGAUGCUCAUGAAGUCACACACCGAACAAAAGGAGUGGGCCAGAGCUGAUGAGGUGACAGCGGCCAACUACCGUGGAAAAGCCCGCUCAUGUGUCGAUGCGCGUACCGCACCAUUCUACAAGAUCCUGCAGGGUAUGCCGCUCAGCGUCGACGCCUUUUGCUACGGCCGCAUCGACGGCUGCAAAGGGUACUUUCUCACCCACUGGCACAGCGACCAUUACACGAAUCUGUCAUCAAAUUGGAACUGUGGACCCAUCUACUGCACCAGGACCACCGCUAACAUGAUGCGACUGCGUGUCGGAGUGGCGGAGCAGUACAUCAAGGUGUUGGAUCUGGAGACGCCGACGCUGAUUCCGGACACAGGAGGCAUUACCGUGACUUGCAUCGAUGCCAACCACUGUCCGGGUUCUUGUCUUUUUCUCUUCGAAGGACCACAGACAGCCGACAUUCUGCCUUCCUCAUACAAGCCAUCGUCCCCCAAUCCAUCGAGGGUGUAUCGUUAUCUCCACUGCGGAGAUUUUCGCGCCAGUCCAGUCCACGCGCAUCAUCCGAUGAUCAAGGGCAAGAAGCUGGACAUUAUCUACCUCGACACGACGUAUCUCAAUCCGCGCUACUGUUUUCCAGCCCAAGAACAAGUCGUCGAAGCGUGUGCGGAGCUAGUGCGUGUACAAUUGCCGGAUGCGCAACGGAAGCAGGCCGACUCACAUCACAAGCAAGGGAAUGCCCCAGGCGUGCCGCCCACUAAGUUCAACCCGGACUUUCUGCGGAAGGAGACAGGAGUCACAGUGCUCUCUCCACAGGAUCAAUUGUCUGCGUCAGCGAUGAGGCAGUGGCUUACCGGCGGCAAUGCGACCAGCAGUAACGGUGGUAACAUUACGUCAAGGGGUGCCUCUGCUGCCAGAUUAGAUGUGGAGGAAGAUGUGAACAUGGAACCCCAGCUUGGUUUUGAUGCCGACAAGAAAGAAGCUUGGGCGGAGCUCAACGACAUGGACGAGACCUUUGCACAGGGUGGUUUCGUGGCGCCCGACAAGCGGGAGCGAGACCAAUGUUGGUCUGCGCAGCCCUCACUUAGGCCGGAAGCAGUACAACAUGGAUCUUGCAUCGAGAUUAAGAUAAACCCACUGAUUGAGGGCGGGCAGGAAGAGCAGAUGCCGCCGAAAGCUCAAGAUGCCGCGGGACAGUCGAAGAUUGAGCCUGUAAGCGAUGCAGCAGACAAACAAAUGGAGGCGGCCAAUUCGGGCAUGCAGUGGCUGCAGCAAGCGGCCAAACCAGCAGAGAACAAGCGCAAAUCCGGCAGACUCCUCGUCGUCAUCGGCACAUACACGAUCGGCAAGGAGAAGAUCGUCAAGGCCGUCGCGCGGGUGAUGAACAGCCAGAUCUUCUGCGCCGAUUCUCGCAAGUAUCAAGUAUACGCGCAAAUUGAAGAUCCAGAACUGCACGCUAUGCUGACGCGCGAUCCGGGCGCGAGUGUGCAUGUGACGAAUCUGCAAGCGAUCAGCGGCGAUGGCUUGCGAGAUACAGUCUCUGCACUGCGAGCGAGAGGUUAUGGUUUUACGCACGCCAUCGCUUUCCGACCGACGGGAUGGACGUACAGACCUCCUGCGGGCGUGGACACGACCGCUCCGAGUUUGGAGCGGCUCAUGGCGUGGAAUCAGUCCCGUUCCUUCUCUGCCGCUGGCCUCUACCCCACGCGCGACAGCACACCCGAGUACAUGAUUUACGGAGUUCCAUAUAGCGAACAUUCGAGCUUCUUCGAACUGACAGCUUUUGCGCUGUCACUCAAGUAUGACCGCAUCAUCGCAACGGUCAAUGUCGGCAAUCCGACCAGUCGCAACAAGCAAGCUGGAUGGUUCGACAAGUGGCUGCAGGAGAAACGCCGGAGGCAGAAGCUCGGUUUGCCGGAGAUUAUUCCUUCGCGUCAUGAACUUUAUUGGUAGUGCUAGCACAUGUAAGUCGUUGUGCGGGCAGAGUAUUUAACGUAUACUAGAAUGUAUCAUAAUCACAUUGUGC